Molecule: messenger RNA, 1263 nt
Organism: Fusarium sp. VM40
Lineage: Eukaryota; Fungi; Ascomycota; Sordariomycetes; Hypocreales; Nectriaceae
Source: the annotation of a GenBank genome assembly
AUGGCCACUAAAGAGAAGAAAGAGAAGAAGUCAAAGUCUUCUCGAUCAGAGUCAAAGGCUGAAAAGCCCGAGAAACCCGAGAAGACAGUCGAGAUCGAAAAGAACGAAUCGACCGAAUCUGCAGAAGAUGUCGACAUGGCUGAGUCUGAGCCCGUCGCCUCGACAAAGCGCAAGAUCGAAAUCGAAGAAAUCGAAGUCGACGUAGACGCCCCCGAGCCUCCAUCCAAGCGCGCAAAGCGUGCGCUCAAAAAGGGCAAGGCUCUCCCUGCCAAGCAGGACAGCGACGACGAGAAGAAGGAGAAGGAUGGCAAGGACAAGAAGGCCCGGUCAGAGCACAGUGUCUGGAUUGGUAACCUGCCUUUCUAUGUUACACCCGAUGCGAUGCGCAAGUGGCUUGUGGACAACUCUGGAGGCGUCAUCACCGAAGAGAUGAUCACCCGUGUCAAGAUACCGACCAACAAGGAGCCCGGCCGAGAUAAGAGCGCAAAGCCCACAAACAAGGGAUUCGCCUACGUCGACUUCACAGAUAUUGGACCCAAGGUCUCUGCCAUCUCUCUCACCGAGAAUGACCUCGGUGGCCGAAAACUCCUCAUCAAGGAUGCGACAUCCUUCGAGGGCCGACCCAAGAAAGAGGCCGAAGCCGUCGAGGACGCCGAGAACGGAAAGACCACCACGGAGCAGAAGCAGGAUGUCAAUGCCAGUCGCAAGAUCUUUGUAGGCAACAUGGGCUUCAAGACAACCGAGGAAGACCUACACAGGAACUUUGAAAAGUGUGGUGAGAUUGAGUGGUCCAAGGUUGCCACGUUCGAGGACACAGGCAAGUGCAAGGGUUUCGGCUGGGUCAAGUUCAAGGAGCCCGAAGCCGCUGCGUGGGCCGUCAAGGGUUUCGUCAAGAUCAAGGAAGAGAUCGAGACGGAAGAAGAUUUCAAGGACGACGAGGACAAAGACAAGUCUCAGGAGAAGCAGUUCAAGACACGCAAGUGGUGGGUGAACAGAAUGCUGGGCCGCGAGCUCAAGAUAGAGCUGGCCGAGGAUGACCAAGCGCGAUACAAGAAGCGAUUCGGCAAGGCGAAGCCUGUCGACGACAAGGAGAGCAACCCACGGGGCCGACCUCCGGCGCGCAGACACGACCGGGCGGACGGCGGAUCGGGGGAGAAGAAGGACGCUGGCGAUAAGCCUCUCAAGGUGUCAGAGGACAUUGCUGUUGCGAGGUUGACGGGUGCGGUUGUGAAGCACACGGGUUCCAAGAUGACGUUUGACUAA